Mercenaria mercenaria is the source of this 4215-nucleotide messenger RNA. RefSeq lists its product as uncharacterized. Bases 159 to 3017 code for a protein of 952 amino acids. Gene Ontology annotation, molecular function: protein binding. The record is from RefSeq and is a predicted model, not a curated record. The transcript is spliced from 12 exons. NCBI's taxonomy places the organism in Eukaryota, Metazoa, Mollusca, Bivalvia, Venerida, Veneridae.
CAAAAGGUCACAGAGAUAUCAGCUCAGAUGUUAUCUUGAAUGAUGAAUACCGACAUAACCUUAACAUUCGCGAUAACGAUCGACUAUCACAGUAUAUAUUACAUUUAUACUGUUUUGGAUAAUCAAUGAGUCUGCAACAGGACAAUAACAUAACUUAAAUGGAGUUUUUGACAGAGACAAAAGGCUACAAUGUAGCAGAAUUCUACGAAGAGUUUGAAUCACAAUUGCCGUUAGUGGCAAAGAUCAAAGAAGGGUUUUAUGGAAAUAUUCAAGAAGACACGUUCGACAAAGAUGAGGUACUUUUCAUAGUAGCUGUCUCUAAACAGGAUCGAGUGGUAGCCAAAAUGCAUGGUGGAAACAGGUUUCGUUUGUUGAGCAUCCCAACAACAUUCCAUGAAAAGUUCUGUAUCGCAAAGACACGUACAUUCGAACAUGAAUAUUUUCUGUAUGAAAUACUGAGGACGAACAAGCUACCAGUGUCAGUACAGUUUUCGCCUGGGAAGACCAUAACAUGCGGGAAUAAAAACAUAAAUACAAAGCACAUUCCUGCUAUGGAACUCAUUGACACCUUUGAAGAAAUGUACCUACUUGGAAACUUCAUAACAGCUGGAAAAUUCGAUGAAGAUGUUGUUCAUAUUCCCUUGUAUCUAUCUCAAUUACGCCUCUCUAAAGUAACUGGAAUAAAAGGGGAGAGUGAAGGGUCCUGGAAAACCUACGUCCGCAAGCUUGAGCGCAAAAGUUCCUACAUAGAAUAUGAUCUACAUUUUGGAAAUCAGAAUAUUGCAGAGUAUGACGAAAGUGUUCUACAAUCCGGUAUAAAGUACUCAUACGCUGAACCUGUAGCCUAUGAAAGCUUAAUAAACAUAGGGAAGAGACAAGACAACAUUUAUGACACUCUGUCGGAGUAUAAACCUACAGGGACAUGUACAAAGAAUAUUGAGGAGUUUUCUGUUAAGGAUGUUUUGGAACGAUUGCAGAAUACAGGAAUGGAAAAGUAUUCUGAAUCAUUUGCUUCGCAUCAGAUAGAUGGAAAACUACUGGUCAAACUAGACGAAAGUAUCCUGGUUGAAGAAUUUGGUAUGACAAGAACAGAAAUAAAUAGAUUGAAAGAAAAAUCAAUCUGUUCAAGGACACAAAAAACGUUCACAUGCAUUAUGGAAAAGGAAAUGGAGUAUAUGACUGAGAAAAAGGAUUAUAAUGUAGCGGAAUUCUACAAAAAGUGCCAUAAACAUCUUCCCAAACUUGUCGUGGUCACACAAGGGUUUUACGGUGAUAUUCUCGAGGAAACGUUUGACAAAGGAGAAGUACUUCUCCUAGCAGUUGUAUCGGAGCAGAGACGAGUUGUGACCCGAGUACGAUCUGGUGCUGGAAAAUAUAGAUUGCUCAGUAUCCCUUCAUCCUAUCAUGAAAAAUUUUGCGUUAUUAGUGAAGAUAGACAAAACGUCAGAGAGGCGUAUCUGUGUAACAUACUGAUCGAAAACAAGCUGCCUUUCACCGUACAGUUUCCAAUGGAUCGUGUUAUUACUGUCGGACAAAAAAGUCUAAAUACGAACCGUAUACCCAAGAUGGAACUGAUAGAGACGUUUGAAGAGAAGUAUCUUCUAGGCAACAGGAUAGUAGAUGGUGUAAUGGCAGAAGAUAUAUUGCACAUACCAUUGUAUUUGUCACAGUUGAGAAUGGCACUUGUAUCAGGCAUCAAAGGACAGACAAAACAUCAGUGGAAACUAUUCCUCCAAGAUCUUGAACGAAAAACGAAUGACGUCGAAUAUGACCUAGAAUUCGGAAAUCCAAAUAUAGCAGAAUAUAAGCUGGAUGGGGAUCACUCGGUGAAAGAAUACCCUUUUGAAGAACCAGAAGUCUACGAAAAUAUCAUAAAUAUAGUACAAAGAUGGCCAGAAUAUCAUCCAAGAAAGGAAUCAAUCAGUUUAAGAAGAAAUGUUGUUGAUACUCAUAAAGAAGUUGUCGAAGGCAUCAUAAAACCACAGGAAUACGAACCAGUAGAAUUCAAACCGCUUAAAAAGGCUUGCGAGAAAACAAACUCACCUAAAGUUUACAGACGUAGAGCUCCUGUUCCAGUUCCUAUUGCACAUACGCAUACAAAGUCAGACUUGGACAGAGUCACUAAAACUGGCAUAUCCGAGCCAGUGACGAAGAAAAGCUGCAAAAAGGCCGAUGCACAUUGCGUAGAAGAUACCAUACAAAGCGCUGUUAAGUCAGAUGAUCUCUACACUGACCUUAUUAGUGACGAAGAGACAAGUCGAAAAGAAGAGAUCCCCACCGAACUCGACACCCGGGGACAUUUCUAUGAGACCAUUGAAAAUCCUGACGUUUACGAAGAAAUUGAGGGUUGGAAAUGUACAGAAGAGUCUAAACAACAUUGUGACAUGUCAGCAUUAAGUACUGUAAAGGAGAAGGUAUCGACUGCAAUUGACGAAUAUUCUACAGAUUCCAAAAACUCUGAACAAAUUCUAAAUCUAAAUGUGCGUCCAGUUCAGUCAAAUACUAAUCCAAGUACUAUAAAGAGCAUUUCAAAUGUGAACUAUGAGGGAAAGGAAACCGAUACGAAAAGUGCUACAGACUCUUACGUUACCUUGGUGCGUGACCAGACGACAUCAUCAGUCACCCAGAAUCCUGUAGAACAUAAAUAUGUCAACAACAUUCCGUCUACAAUGGUUGCUCCAGUAGUGAAUUUAAGUCAGACAUUGAUAGAUAAAACAGCGAAGACAUCGCAAAGUUUAUCUAGAGAUGAGAGUUGUACUGGUAAGAACGAUUCUCAUACGCAAUUUAAUCUCAGCGAAGAUGCUAUUGCAGAACUUUCUACUCAGGAGGUAUGCGAAUAUCUGAGCAAACUUAAUCUUGAGCAAUACGAAGAAAGCUUUAAAAAACAAAUGAUAGAUGGUGCCAUGUUGGCUGAAUUGGAUAAAGAAAUUUUGGUACAAGAAUUUGGUAUGAAAAAAGUAGAGGCUAUAAGACUCAUGAAAUUUGCAAAAGAAGGACGAUUGCCUAAAAGUACAUAAGGCAAGCCGGACCUUUCUAGGUAUACCAGAACAUUAACAUUUUCAACCGUUCUCCGCCAUUUUUAAACUAGAGAGAACCGUGCUGGAAUAAAAACUAUGUCUUAUCCGUUAACUUAAGGCAGUUCGAUGCAACAAUAAUUAAACUAUACUUACACAUAGGUUAUCACACUUAGGUCAUCACACUAAGGUAAAACGCCUCCAUUGUUUUCUUUUAAUUGAAUGGAACAGGGAAUUGAACACCGUAUAACCCUUUAAAAGAACAUUGGACAUCGCACUAAUUCCCACAAUGAAUUCGUUGAUGGAAUGAAAAGCAAAUCGAUCGUUUAUGAGAAUGCCUUUGGGCCAUUCCUGAAGAAAACCUGCAAUAGUGACGUAAUAAAAUGUCUGCAUUAGUGUAAAUAAUUUAACUUUAAAAUACUGGGAAAUUUGGGUGUUUGUUGUGUUCAAUCAGAAACUAAAAAAAAGUGCAUAGCAAUUUAAUCAUCUAAGACAAAGCAAGUAUAUUUUACAAAUGUGCGAAUAAAUGUUAUUUUUGUUGCCGUGGCAACCCAUCACUUUGAGAAGACAUGGUUUUAUAAUUAAAGAGAUCGCGAUGAAACCAAAAAUACAUGGUUACAUUGUCAGUAAAAUGUUUUUGAACCGCCUCUAAAUAUUCAAACAUAUGAUAACAAUUUAGUGAUAAUUACUUUUGUCGCAUAAGUACCAUUCAAUAAACACGCCAUGUAUGACGACACCAUUUCGCUUUCAUGUCAUCCUGAUGCUGUUUUACUAGUAAAGAUAACGUCUUCAAUUCUUUUUACAUUUGAAAGGUAAAAAGAAGUUUUCUUUAAUUACGGAUUUAUCUAUUUAUCUAGAAUUACCUGCAUGAUAGUUCAGAUAGUGUUCUUUGCAGAAAUGGUUGGUUUAUAUGUAUAUUGUUACGUGUUAAAUGUUGGAAAUGUGAUUUUCUCAUAGUACAUCAUACAUUGAUGGGUUCAACAUGUUCUGAAACAUACGUUACUUUUAUCAAAUAAAUCUGUUUUAAUGACUAUAUUGAUUUUUUCAGUAACACUAAUAUCAGUCUCUGUAUUGUUAUCAUAUUCCAUUGAUCAAAAACAUAGGCGAGUCUGGUUGUUCAUGUCUUUGUUUGUAAGUGUCAUUGCUGUACAUUGUUCUUAUUAAAAUUUCUUUUAAUAAAAGGGUAUUAUUGAAUCACAGA